CAGCCAGGUGACUGCUCAUAAAGAGUCUCCCUGGGGAGACCUCCUCAUUCUCUUCCUCCUCCUCCUCCUCCUCCUCCAGUCCAGUAACUGCUGCAACCAUGGCCCUGGGUGUCCUGUAUCUGGGCCUUACCCUGCUUGGGGUCCUGCAGAGCCAGGCCCAGGACUCCACUCAGAACUUGAUCCCUGCCCCGUCUCUGCUCAGGGUCCCCCUGCAGCCAGGCUUCCAGAAGGAUCAGUUUCAGGGGCGGUGGUAUGUUGUGGGCCUGGCAGGCAAUGCUGUCCAGAAAGAAGAACAAGGCCACUUUACCAUGUACAGCACCAUCUAUGAGCUGCAAAAGGACAACAGCUACAAUGUCACCUCCAUCCUGUUCAGGGACCAGCGCUGUGACUACUGGGUCAGAACUUUUGCUCCAAGCUCCAGGGCUGGCCGAUUCACUCUGGGAAACAUUCACAGUUACCCUCAGGUACGGAGCUAUAAUGUACAAGUGGCCUCUACCAACUAUGACCAGUUUGCCAUGGUAUUUUUCAAGAAGACUUCUGGAAACAAGCAAUACUUCAAAAUCACCCUGUAUGGAAGAACCAAGGAACUGCCCACUGAACUAAAGCAACGUUUUGUCCGCUUUGCCAAGUCUCUGGGCCUUACAGAUGACCACAUCAUCUUCUCUGUCCCCACAGACCAGUGCAUUGACAGCUGAGCAGUCGGUGCUUCCUGUCUGUCCCCAAGCCCAUCUUUCCUGUUGCCAGAGAGCCACUUGGUCACCCCACCAGUCACAACACCAAUGAGCACCAGCUGACUCAUUACCUGGGUGGCACUGCCCAGCCACCCUUCCCAAUGACACCCCCUUGUCUGCUGAAUAAAUGCAUGUCUCCAGUU
Molecule: messenger RNA, 874 nt
Organism: Phodopus roborovskii (desert hamster)
Lineage: Eukaryota; Metazoa; Chordata; Mammalia; Rodentia; Cricetidae
Gene: Lcn2
Product: lipocalin 2
Exons: 7
Coding region: 99-695 (198 amino acids)
Molecular function (GO): small molecule binding
Source: RefSeq, a predicted model, not a curated record